GGGAAAAGUGCUUUGCCAGCCCUUGCAAAAAAAACAUAGUAUUACUUAGUUAAAACAAUCAAGUCAAACGCGAAACGUUUUUUCGGCAAUUUCAAUUGAACAGAAAACAAUUAAAACUGAAUCAAUUGAAGCAAAAUUCGUGUUGCUCGCAGCAAAAAACAUUAUCAAAUAAUAUUGAAAAGUGUUAAUAAUUUUGGCAAAAUGCAGAUUAAAGAAUUUCGCGUCACUUUGCCAUUAACUGUGGAAGAGUACCAAGUUGCACAAUUGUUCUCGGUGGCAGAGGCAUCAAAGGAAAACACAGGUGGCGGCGAGGGCAUUGAGGUGUUAAAGAAUGAACCCUUCGAAAACUUUCCUUUGCUAGGUGGCAAAUAUAAUUCCGGUCAAUAUACAUAUAAGAUUUAUCAUCUGCAAUCAAAAGUUCCAUCGUACAUAAGACUAUUGGCGCCCAAGGGGUCAUUGGAAAUACAUGAGGAGGCAUGGAAUGCCUAUCCUUAUUGUCGAACGAUUAUAACGAAUCCUGGUUAUAUGAAUGAGAAUUUUCGACUUCAUAUUGAUUCAACACAUUAUGAGAAUGAUAUUGGAGAAUUACCGAAUGUUCACGAAUUGACGCCCGAUAAGCUGAAAAUCCGUGAAGUGGUGCACAUUGACAUUGCCAAUGAUCCAAUUUUGUCUGCUGACUACAAGCCCGAAGAGGAUCCAACUACCUACCAGUCAAAGAAGACAGGACGCGGUCCACUUGUGGGUCCCGACUGGAAAAAACAUGUGGAUCCUGUAAUGACCUGCUACAAGUUGGUCACCUGUGAGUUCAAAUGGUUUGGCCUGCAGACUAGAGUAGAGAAUUUUAUACAAAAAUCUGAGCGACGACUUUUCACAAACUUCCAUCGCCAAGUUUUCUGUUCGACUGAUCGCUGGUACGGUCUAACAAUGGAGGACAUUCGCGCCAUUGAGGACAAGGUGAAGGAUGAGCUGGACAAAGCGCGACAAGUGGGACAAGUGCGCGGUAUGCGUGCGGAUGGCGAUUAAAUCUAGUAGCAACAAUUUACACCACAAAACAAAAGAGAACUUUAAAUGCAAAUGAUCUAUAAAUAAAAUAAAAAUGUAUGUAAAAUGAAAGAAAAAUGCAUAAAUACCGCGUUAACACCAAAAUAAAAUGGAACAAAACAACAAAUAAUAUAAAAAAAAAAAAAAAUUUAAAAGCAACAAAUAAAAUGAAAUUGAAGCAAUUUGCCGACAAAAACAACAAAAUUAAACACCAAGUGUAUAACAAACAGAAGAAAAACAACAACAACAACAAAGCUUAGCUCUAGUUUAGCACCUCACAUAGAAGAGAUCCCAAAAACCAAGAACCAGCAACCAAUCCAACCACAAAACCUAUAACAAUAACACGCAAGUUAGUUAAGUUUUAAUUGUAUGUAUAGAAAAUGUAAUCAGGACACACAAAAACACAAUUCACACACACACAUAUACACCGAGUUGAAAAGGACUAAGUAAUUAAGUCCAGACAUUUAUGAUUUCUGUUGUCAGCACUACCUCCAAUCCAUGUCCGGCCCCGUCUGGGACCUCGUGCAUCAACAUUCAGGAAUUCAGUUUGUACUUUUAUUAUGAAAAAUUUAAUUCGUUUUUAAGUUUGCCUCAACUUGUAAAUUUUGUCGUCUGAAUGAAUUACUAUUAUAUAUAUAU
Messenger RNA from Drosophila willistoni, 1680 nucleotides. It is a transcript of the gene vib, whose product is annotated as phosphatidylinositol transfer protein alpha isoform. Lineage: Eukaryota; Metazoa; Arthropoda; Insecta; Diptera; Drosophilidae. The coding region runs from base 202 to 1023 and encodes 273 amino acids. The transcript has 9 exons. Gene Ontology annotation, biological process: phospholipid transport. The record is from RefSeq and is a predicted model, not a curated record. Gene Ontology annotation, molecular function: phosphatidylcholine binding; phosphatidylinositol binding; phosphatidylinositol transfer activity. Gene Ontology annotation, cellular component: cytoplasm.